AUGAUACUUCCAAUUACUAGAGUUGUUUUUAUUAAAAAUAAAUCAAAUGAUAAAGUCGUGAAAAAGAUGAAAUUUAUGUGUAAAAGAAAUUUUGGAGGGGUAAAGUUUUUAGAUACUAAUAGAACAGCAGAAGAAACUGUUUAUUUUAAAAAAGAAGAUGAAGCAUUAUUAAGAAAUUUACUUAAAAAUAAUCCUAAUCUUAACCCUAACUACGAUUUAACUGAUGUUGAAAGUGGAGCAGAGAAUUUAUCAAAUGAUUUAUCACUAGUUUUUUCAAAAUAUGGUAUAAAAGGAUUAAAUAAUAAUCUAAUGAAAGACUUGAUUAAAGUAUUUGAGUUAAAUGGAUAUAGAAAAAUGUUAGAUCAAUAG
This is a messenger RNA of Plasmodium gallinaceum, 369 nucleotides long. RefSeq names its product conserved Plasmodium protein, unknown function. The coding region runs from base 1 to 369 and encodes 122 amino acids. Lineage: Eukaryota; Apicomplexa; Aconoidasida; Haemosporida; Plasmodiidae. The record is from RefSeq and is a predicted model, not a curated record. The transcript is spliced from 2 exons.